AAUGUCCUAUAUAUCUUACUUUUCAUUCCUACAUCAUCAUCAUUCAACACCCUCUUUCUUGCUUUUUAGCUUUUUUAUUAACAUUUGCGACACUCCUCACUGUGUCAAUAAUGAACACGACAUUAGUCUAGACAGAAUACAUACAUAUUAUAAAUUUUUGAUGUUAUAUGUCCGAAUAUUUUUUUAUUCGCGCAUUUUAAUCACUUGCGGUAAUGUUAAAAAACACCUGGGAUGCGUGGCAGCGAGGUCAUUUAUCUACAAACAAAUCUCAAAUUCAGUCAAACUUGUAACCUUCCAUUGUGCUUUGAUGACAAAAUUCAUUAUUAAUUCUUCACAAUAA
This is a messenger RNA of Meloidogyne enterolobii, 340 nucleotides long. Lineage: Eukaryota; Metazoa; Nematoda; Chromadorea; Rhabditida; Meloidogynidae. The record is from the annotation of a GenBank genome assembly.